AAUAACGCAUCCCUGCAAUGAGGAGGUUGUCUGGGUCCCAGACCCGCCUCAUUCUCAUCUUUAAGGGGGGCACACUGGACUGGAGUGGGUGAGCCCGAGGGCCCAAAGUCUGUGUGAAACUGGGAGCUUAGGGAGGAGCGGCCGCUCGGCUCCAGGGGACUUGGGCUGUGGGGUCAGCCCCCCUGCAUGUCUGCUCCCCACUGUGCUCAUGUGCAAGUGACUUCUUUCUACAGCUCGGCCUCCUCUGCUGUAAGACACCAGUUACAGCAUCCCCUCUGCAAGGUUUAAAGGAAACCAAAAGGAUAUAAAGGGCUUGCCCCAGGGCCUUUGACACAGAGCAUGCGCAUCCGUGCUCAGCAGGUUUCAUUCUCAGAGCGGCUCUGUGAGGCCUGUGCUGUCACCAGCCCCAACUUACUGAUGCAAAAGCAGAGGCACAGAGAGGCAAAGUCAUCUGCCCAAAGUAACACGGCUGGGGGUGCGGUCAGAGGCAGGCUCAGAACCCAGAGCUCUUGGCAACCGUGCUCCAGUGUGGCCCACAGUGGCAUGAGGAUUUUGUGUGUGUGUGUGUAUAUGUGUGUGUGUGUGUGUGUGUGUGUGUGUUCCUGGGGAGCGCUGAUCAGUGAGGCCGUGGCUCUCAAACCUUCCUACUUCUUAGAGUUACCAGGAAAUGUUAAGAAGAAACUGCACUUCUUCCAGGGCACACCCCAGGCCUUCAGCUGUGCCCGGGGAUCUGUAUUUCUAGCCAGCGUUUCUGAGUGAGGGGCCACAGGAGGGGGUUCAUGGACCGCUCUUGGGAGAGGUGUAAGGAGUUUUUGACCCCUGAAGAGUUUGGGAGGCCUGGACUGGCGGGUACCCACAACACAGAGGGGCAGCUGCAGGAAAGAAAUGACUCGCUUCCCUAAACCUUGGUUUCCUCCCAUGCAGUGGGGAUUUUAGCCCCUCUCUCCCAGGGCUGCCGUGGGCCACAGUACUCUUCGGGUUAUCAGUGGGAAGAAUCAGGCUUUGGGUUCUUUCUGACCUGAGGGUGAAGACUUCAACUCACUUCCAUCCGGAAGACUAACAUGGCUGGAAGGGGUUCAGAGCACUGGGCCCCCGUAAAGCUGGCAGCUCUGCCACAGGACUUAGUCCCACCCCAUCUGCCCAGACUCUGCUUCGUCACAACACUAUUGGCUUCUUACCCAGGUGCAGCCGCCAGGGCCAUGCUCAGCCUGGGGCAACGUGGUGAUCCUCAGAGGGACGGCCUCCCCAGCUCCCAGGCCCUUUCAGGGCCCAGGAUGAACCAAUUCCUACCCCCAGGCAAUGGACCCCAUCCAGCCACACCACCCAGGACUGUGUGGGACGUGAGGGAUGUCACCCCAGGGGGGCCUGAAACCAGGCAGCCCAGAGCACGCUGGCCCAGGAGGCUCAAGACAGCCAUCCUGGGAUUCCGGGCCACCUGCCCUUCUGUCUCCACCAUCUACUUCCUCUUCAUCCUCUUGGUGGUGUCCACCAUCUUCCACUGCCACCACCGCCUGGCCCUGGUGCCUGCCCCCUGGGCCUACUCAGGCCGCGUGGUCCUGCUCCCCGGACCCCUGCCCUCGGGGGGCUUGUUCACCAUCACGGCCAAAGGCCGCCUGGGGAACCAGAUGGGCGAGUAUGCCGCCCUGUACGCCCUGGCCAAGAUGAACGGGCGGCCGGCCUUCAUCCCGGCCGAGAUGCACAGCACGCUGGCCCCCAUCUUCCGGAUCAGCCUCCCGGUCCUGCACGGCAGCACGGCCGGCCGCAUCCCCUGGCAGAACUACCACCUGAAUGACUGGAUGGAGGAGCGCUACCGCCACAUCCCCGGGGAGUACGUGCGCCUCACCGGCUACCCCUGCUCCUGGACCUUCUACCACCACCUGCGAGACGAGAUCCUGCGGGAGUUCACCUUGCAUGACCACGUGCGGGAGGACGCCCAGAAGUUUCUAAGGGGCCUGCAGGCCAAGGGGGCCCCGCGGGCGACCUUCGUGGGCGUCCACGUGCGCCGGGGGGACUACGUGAGCAUCAUGCCGCGGGUGUGGAAGGGCGUGGUCGCCGACCGGGGCUACCUGUGCCAGGCCCUGGCCUGGUUCCGGGCCCGCCACCGCUCCCUGGUCUUCGUGGUCACCAGCGACGACAUGGCCUGGUGUCGACAGAACAUUGACGCCUCCCGGGGCGAUGUAGUGUUCGCGGGCAACGGCCUUCAGGGCUCCCCCGCCAGGGACUUUGCGCUGCUCACUCAGUGUAACCACAGCGUUAUCACGGUGGGCACGUUCGGGAUCUGGGCUGCCUACCUAGUGGGCGGGGACACCGUCUACCUGGCCAAUUUCACCCUGCCCGGCUCCCCCUUCCGCUGGAUCUUCAAGCCCCAAGCAGCCUUCCUGCCCCAGUGGGUGGGCAUCGCCGCUGACCUGGGCCGGGCCAGAGAGAACUCCAGGCCCUGAGGCCUCCCAGCUGGGCGACCUGGAACUAGUAACUUAACCUCUCUGGGCCUUAGCGUGCCCCCUGCCAAGCGGACCUAAUCCAGAACUUCCCUCCGCAGCUCCUGCCACAAGUUCAUUUAAUGUCUUGGGAAGGCCUGGGAAGUGCCCGCCACCCACAAGCAUGUGGGUGGCGCACCCCGAACUUUCCAGAGGGUUUAACAUGGAAACCUAUUUUUUGCCCUCUCCUUGUUGGUGGCUUUAGGAGUUAAGUCCAAUGCCCCUGCCUCCUGGGAGGGUUCAGUGAAGCCGUUCCUCCCCUCCAGUCAAGGAGAGCCAGCCAAGAGUCAGGUUUGGGGUUUCCUAGGGGCCUUAAUGUGGAAGGGAGGAACCCACGAUUUGAGAGGGUGAAUCUCGGGGAGGUGCCCUUGGUGGGGAGGUGAGGUCCCUGGAAAUGGGGGUGCACAUGGGACUCAGGAAGGACUCCACACCACUCUGCCCACAGCAGCAAGGACGCCCAGAGUGUAAGGUCCUAGGAGUGGCUGGUGGAACCCAGGGGUCCCAAAAGACGGAAGUCUGGCCAUGUUAGCAAGCCAGCUGCAGCCAGAAGGCCUCACCCCUUGGCACUGCCUAGGCCCCUAGGGCACAGAGUCCCUCUGAGAAACCCCUGUGUGGAUGAGAGUUGGAUCAGGGGAUCACAAUACGGGUUUUCCUGUGUUUAGUGCAUUUGGCAUUAUGGAUAUACCGGUAUUUUUCUU
Enhydra lutris kenyoni (northern sea otter) is the source of this 3175-nucleotide messenger RNA. Its product is annotated as galactoside 2-alpha-L-fucosyltransferase 2-like. Gene Ontology annotation, molecular function: galactoside 2-alpha-L-fucosyltransferase activity. The transcript is spliced from 3 exons. NCBI's taxonomy places the organism in Eukaryota, Metazoa, Chordata, Mammalia, Carnivora, Mustelidae. The record is from RefSeq and is a predicted model, not a curated record. Gene Ontology annotation, cellular component: membrane. The coding region runs from base 1062 to 2441 and encodes 459 amino acids. Gene Ontology annotation, biological process: carbohydrate metabolic process.